AUGGUGCCGCGAGCAAACAUGUGCAUAGCCGAGGCCGGCGCUAAGGCCAAGAACCGGCCAGUCAGCCAAUCGCCUCCGCCACCUCUUGGCCGCCCAUUGACGCAACGCCAAGGCAGCAUGACGGAAGACAAGAUGCUUGUGCUCCCCUCCACUGGCUCCAGCUCGACGUUUCCCCGGAUCGGCGUCCAAAUUCUCCACCGUCCGGCUCUCGGCUCGCUCAUCGCCCCUGUCCCCUCGCGAUCCUCUGAUCACCGAUCAGCGACCCGCCCUUGCCUUCAUCUCAACUCGCACAUUCCCACUGUCGUCGUCGUCGUCGCCGCCGUCGUUGUCGUACUUGGUCACUCGUCUCCACUCACAUUGCGUUGA
Molecule: messenger RNA, 366 nt
Organism: Moesziomyces antarcticus
Lineage: Eukaryota; Fungi; Basidiomycota; Ustilaginomycetes; Ustilaginales; Ustilaginaceae
Exons: 2
Coding region: 1-366 (121 amino acids)
Source: RefSeq, a predicted model, not a curated record